Molecule: messenger RNA, 2806 nt
Organism: Sardina pilchardus (European sardine)
Lineage: Eukaryota; Metazoa; Chordata; Actinopteri; Clupeiformes; Clupeidae
Gene: hspa13
Product: heat shock protein 70 family, member 13
Exons: 5
Coding region: 114-1430 (438 amino acids)
Cellular component (GO): cytoplasm; cytosol; nucleus
Molecular function (GO): ATP-dependent protein folding chaperone; ATP binding
Source: RefSeq, a predicted model, not a curated record
GAGAACUCUGCACUGUUUACAGUCAUCACUGAAGUUGCCGGGUAGGAAGAAAACACGUUGAUUGAAAAGGAUUCAUUUUCAUCAGUUUACUCCCUGUACAUAUUAUUGUAGAAAUGGCUGGGGAGAUGUCUGCAAUUGGAUCAUUCAUCUUGGCUCUUCUCCUGGCCGGCUAUCUGGGACAACAAUUUCUUCCUCCUCCCAAGCCGAAAGUGAUAGGGUUAGACCUCGGCACUACAUUUUGCUCUGUAGGGGUGUUCCACGCAGGUAGCGGUGAUGUGGAGGUGCUUGGAGACGAGGAGAAUCGGAAGAGCAUCCCCAGUGUGGUGUCAUUCACUACUACAGGUAUCUAUGUCGGACAUGAUGUCCAGGACUUGGUCGACAGCAACCCUCAAAACACCAUAUAUGAUGCUAAGAGAUUCAUUGGAAAGGUUUUUGAGCCUGAUUCUUUGAUCGCAGAAAGUGCUAGAUACCCAUUUCAGGUGAUGAAUAACAAUGGAAGUGCUGAGUUUCUCAUCACCACCAACCAGACUUUCACAGUCAGUCCAGAGUACAUUGGAUCCCGGCUGCUGUUGAAGAUGAAGAAGAUGGCUGAGGAGCAAUUGGGCGUCCCUAUUCACAAAGCUGUCAUCUCUGUGCCUGCAGAGUUUGAUGAGAUGCAGAGAAACUACACGAUAAGAGCAGCCAACAUGGCAGGGCUCGACAUCCUUCGGGUAAUUAAUGAGCCCACAGCAGCCGCAAUGGCUUACGGGUUGCACAAGGUGGAUGUGUUUAACGUGCUGGUGGUGGACCUAGGUGGGGGCACGCUGGAUGUGUCUCUGCUUAACAAACAGGGGGGCAUGUUCCUCACCAGGGCCAUGGCAGGUAAUAAUAAACUUGGAGGACAGGACUUCAGCCAGAGACUCCUCCAGCAUGCCUCAGAGAGGGUGAGGCAGCAGUAUGGAGUUGCUCCCACCCUGAAGGAGGACAUCCACCGCUUGAGGCAGGCUGUGGAGGAAGCCAAGCUGAAACUCACGGUAGAGUCCAGCACACUGCUGCAUGUCCCCCUGCGGCUGCAGACCCAGGGGCCCCACGGGCCUCAGGACAAGCCUAUUGUCUUCCAGGAGCCCAUCAGCCGUGAGCUAUUUGAAGAAUUGAACAUUGACCUCUUCCAGAAAAUCCUUACACCCAUCAAAACUGUGUUAGAGGAGGGGCACCUGAGCAAGGAAGAGGUCGACGAGAUUGUGCUAGUGGGGGGCUCAACUAGGAUACCUCGCAUCCGCCAGCUCAUCGCAGAGUUCUUUGGAAAGGAGCCCAAUACCUCAGUGGACCCAGACCUGGCAGUGGUGACUGGAGUGGCCAUCCAGGCGGGCAUCAUGGGUGGGUCAUGGCCUCUGCAGGUCAGUGCCAUGGAGAUACCAAAUCACCACCUCCGCAAGAAGAACUUCAGCUGAUCUUAGCUGCAGUUUACAUAAACCGGGAUUUCUGAGCGUAAUGGCUCAAUUCAGACAGCUACAUUCUGCCAUAGAGAUAAUUUGAUGUUUAAUACUGAGUAACAUUUUCUUUGACCUGCCUUUUAGAGCAAACUUAAAUGAUUAAUUCAAUAUCAGAUUGAAUCAUUUGUCAGCUUUGCACUGAGACAUUUCCAAAAAUUUCUAGAAGUGUGCAGUCAUAAAUAUCAUGUUCAAGGCAGAAUGUGCUAGUCAUAGCCCUUACUUACAGCAAACUCUUCUUUCACGCGCAUCCUCAGUUUUUUAAGUACAGGGGUGUAGGGGCAAGCUCAUGUCUGAAGGAAUCCAGAUGGGGAAAUAAUGACUUAGCAUGUCUACCUUGUCUACCUUGUCAUUGAUAUGCUUUACCAGGGCAGGUAGGAUUCACUGUUUUUUUUGUUGCAGAAGCUACUGAAAUAGCCUCUCUCAAACUGUAACAACUUGAACUGCUGUAGUUGAAUGUCAGAAGCCGUCCUUGAAGGCUGUAUGUUUAUUUACCUAGCAAAUAUUUUGCAGCUGUCAUUCCAAUACAGCUUUCUAAGUUGGUAACCCCAGUGGUUACUGAUGUGGGAUCAGUGGGAAGGCUAAUAAUGAACAGGGUCCAAGAAAUGUUGUCAGCUAUUUAUUUAUUUAUUUAAAAAAAAUGUUUACUGAUGGACAGUUUCUGCUAAGCAUUGUGCUUGAUGUGCCUUUUCCGAUGACUUAUAUUGUGUGCUGCUUGUGUGCAUUGUGAGUGGCUUCUAAUUUGUGCAGAUCCUUGGGGAAUGUCUGCACAGUCCAGUGAGUGAAUUGUGAAGAUGUCAGUGAGUUGUGUGAGGAAAAGAAAUGUGUGCAGUGAUCCACUGCACCAAGUGAGCUAUCACAAAAGGACUGCAAUAAUUAUAGUAUCAGUGUUGAUGGUUGUGAUGGCCCAGAUCAUCACAUGAGGGCCAAAGAGAGGAGACAGUGUAUGUAAUUAUGGGUGGAAGAGAUGCCAGUGCCAUAUACAAGUUAAUUUAAUAUCAACUGUAAUGUAAUGUAGUAGUACUGUAAGAUGUAGAGUAAAUGUGUUUUCCACUGGUUCCAUAACAUAACUGGACCGUCAUCAUUUGCCUACAUACAAAUGCCCAUCAAUGCCUGUAACGUAUUCCCAUGUGUAUUUUUACAGUAUGUUCAUGUCCGUCACAUUAGAGUGGGACCACUUUUAUGUGAAUCAAUGCAAUGGAGUCAGUAAUUAUGGCACAGGCAACAGAAGACAUUUUCAUGACAAAAGAAAUAUCUAUUUUUGUAUUGUCUGCAAAAAAAAUCAUCUAUUGUUCAGCUAAAAAUCUGAUGUUUAAAAAUGUUAAUUAAAGAUGAAU